AUGUCGAACGUGUGGCGUGAUAAGAAGUACACUCUGGAGUAAUUUAAGUGUAUCCAAUAUUUUCUCUGGUGGAUUGCUCUGGAGGAGGAUAACUUUCCAAUUUGACUAUUUUUUCUUUUCUUUUUUCAAAAUCUGUCUCUGUCCAUGUCCGGUGUCUAAUCUAAUUCUAUGUUGCACACAGACAAGAAACAAAGCCUUCCUGUAGUUUUGCAACCAGAAUGAAGCCAACCACACUUCGAGAUAGUCAGACUCUGUAAUUUUUACUAAAAAGCCUAAUUCAACAAGGCUCUCCUCUUUGGGAAAUAAGGAACAAUUUUAGCUGUAUUGGAGCUCCUUCUCUCUUACAAGGUAUUUGUGGGAAAUGUUAGUUCUAAGUAUGAAUUCAAAAAGGCAGAGGCGCCCAAAUGUUAGGCUAGGGGAAAUAGGGGAUGUUCCUGCAGCUUUUGCGUGUGGGUUCUAUCAGAAAACCGAGGAAAAUUUAGGGCACAAGAGUUAUGAAAUUGAUGUGCUGAACCCUAAUGAUUCUGCACACAGUCACUUGUAUGGGUUUGCGAUGCAGAAUUCUCCUGAAUGUGUAGUUUUGGGACCUGGUGUUUCUCCAAGGAUUCCAGUUGAUUCGCCGCAGAACAGAGAGAAUAAGAAUCCGAACUCCUCAAAAUCAGCUUUUGAAUUAGUGAAGUCGGAUGAAAUUGAUAUGACCAACAAUUUGAAUUUUGGUACCAUAACAAGGAAAUGUAGGGUCAUGAAGCGGCGAGGCCGUAGCAUCAAAGGAACUAGUAAUGUUUUUGGCAGUACUUGGAGUUCUAAACUUAACCCCCAACUUCGUAAUGAAGAUAGUAAGGAAUGCAGUGUAAAGGAGUUUGUGACGUUCACUUCAGAUGAAUGCAGUAAGGAAUGCAGUGUAAAGGAGUUUGUGAGGUUCACUUCAGAUGAAUGCAAUGACUAUUACCCUGAUAAUGGCUUUAAGGACUUGUCAGAUCAUGAAAUACCAGCUACAAGCAAAGAGGUUUGUGAGUUCAAUAUGGAUGAACCUGCUCACGAUACGAGACAACAUAGGAACUCCAAUGAGUCCUGGCAGGGGGAUACUUGUAAUGAAGGGAAUAAUGUAUCUCCUAUAUCUAAUCAUAUGUGGGAUGAGAUGAAAUUAGGUGGUGGUGAUGUAAAUACUGUUACAAGAUGGUUGGAGGACCAAGGAUUUGGUAAAUAUGCUGGUAUAUUUGAAGUGCAUGAAGUGGAUGAGGAAGUUUUGCCACUGCUUACACUUGAAGAUCUCAAGGAGAUUGGUGUAUUUGCUGUUGGACCUCGAAGGAAGCUGUACACUGCAAUACAGCAACUGAGAAAAGGAGGCAUUUCUGCUUGUCAACAUAUUCAAAUGAAGAUGUAGGUAAUCGUUCUUGGUAUUACCAGCUCUUUUGUGCAGGAAAACAUCACAAGUAUAUAUGCAAGUGGUUUUUGGGAUUCCUAACACGUUUCUGCUUUUGCUUUCCUUUGCUCUUUCUGUUGAUAAGUUGAUAUUGCCUGGUUCAUAUUUAUUUUUUGUCCUAUGGUUGGUUGUUACUGAAACUUUUUGCUCCUAACGUGUCACCAACUCCUAUGAUAUACUGACUUGUUAUUAUAAACUAAGCAUGCAAUUAUCAGUGGUUUGCCGCGGCAGAGUUUUUCUUCUGGUAAUAGCAAAAGCCUUUGUAAGAGUUAGGCUAUGUAUUUAGUUGCUGGUUAUCAAUAAAGAACACCGGAAGUUCUUCCAUUUGU
Molecule: messenger RNA, 1752 nt
Organism: Manihot esculenta (cassava)
Lineage: Eukaryota; Viridiplantae; Streptophyta; Magnoliopsida; Malpighiales; Euphorbiaceae
Exons: 2
Coding region: 362-1384 (340 amino acids)
Molecular function (GO): protein binding
Source: RefSeq, a predicted model, not a curated record